Molecule: messenger RNA, 1710 nt
Organism: Phyllostomus hastatus (greater spear-nosed bat)
Lineage: Eukaryota; Metazoa; Chordata; Mammalia; Chiroptera; Phyllostomidae
Gene: AMH
Product: anti-Mullerian hormone
Exons: 5
Coding region: 1-1710 (569 amino acids)
Biological process (GO): gonad development; Mullerian duct regression
Molecular function (GO): growth factor activity
Source: RefSeq, a predicted model, not a curated record
AUGUGGGCUGCACCUCUUUCUCGGCUGGUCCUCCUGCUGUGGGGGACCCUGCUGAGGGCUGGGACCCCCAGAGAAGAGGCUUUACCUGGGGAGUCCCCUGCAGGCACUAGGGGUCUCAUCUUCAACCAAGACUGGGACUGGCCAGCUCCCCGGGUCUGGCCUCCAAGCAGCCAGCAAGACUCCCUGUGCCUGGUGACGCUGGGUGGAAGUGGCAACGGCAGCAGCGCCCCCCUGCGGGUGGUGGGAGCCCUAAGGGGCUAUGAGCAGGCCUUCCUGGAGGCCCUGCAUCAGGCCCACUGGGGGCCCCGUGACCUGGCCACCUUUGGGGUCUGCACCCCCAGCCAUGAGCACACUGCCUUGACCCCUCUUCAGUCGCUUCAAGCGUGGCUGGGGGAGCCACAUGGGCAGCUGCUGGUGGUCCUACACCUGGAGGAAGUGACGUGGGAGCCAAUGCCCUCGCUGAGGUUCCAGGAGCCUCCACCUGGAGAAAGCCCCCCAGAGCUGGCGCUGCUGGUGCUGUACCCGGGGCCUGGCCCAGAAGUCACUGUAACAGGGGCUGGGCUGCUGGGCACCCAGAGUCUCUGCCUAUCCGGGGACACCAGUUACCUGGCGCUGGCUAUGGACCAUCCCGAGGGGGCUUGGCAGGGCCGGGGACUCGUCCUAACCCUGCAGCACCGUGGAAACGGUACCUCCCUGAGCACCGCCCAGCUGCAGGCGCUGCUAUUUGGCACCGACCCGCGCUGCUUCACGAGGAUGACCCCAGCCCUGCUCCUGUUGCCUCGGUCGGAACCUACGCCCAUGCCUGCGCAGGGUCGUCAGGAUACUGUGCCCUUCCCCUCACCCAGUCCAACCCUGGAGCUUAAGGAGCCACAGCCCAGCGCCGACCCCUUCCUGGAGACCCUCACGCGCCUGGUACGUGCUCUGCGGGGUCCCCCAGCCCGAGCCUCGCUGCGGAGCCUGGCCCUAGACCCUGCCGCGCUGGUAGGCUUCCCACAGAGCCUGGUCAACCUGUCGGACCCCGUGGCACUGGAGCGCCUGCUUGACGGCGAGGAGCCCCUGUUGCUGCUAUCGCCUGCCUCUGCCACUGCCGGGGACCCCAUGUCGCCGCAGGGCCCGGUGUCCUCGCCCUGGGCAGCGGACCUGGCGCACCGUGUGACCUCAGAACUGCAGGCAGCUGCCGCUGAGCUGCGCGGCCUCCCAGGGCUGCCGCCCACCGCCCCACCGCUGUUGGCGCGACUGCUCGAGCUGUGCCCUGGGGACCCGGGGGACUCAGGCGGUCCCGGUGGCCCGCUGCGCGCGCUGCUACUGCUAAAAGCGCUGCAGGGCCUGCGCACAGAGUGGCGUGGGCGGGAGUGGAGUGGACCGGCGAGGGCACAGCGCAGCGCUGGGGCCCGGGCCGCAGACGGGGCGUGCGCACUUCGAGAGCUGAGUGUGGACCUUCGUGCUGAGCGUUCCGUUCUCAUCCCGGAGACAUACCAAGCCAACAACUGCCAGGGCUCCUGCGGCUGGCCGCAGUCAGACCGCAACCCGCACUACGGUAACCACGUGGUCCUGCUGCUCAAGAUGCAAGCCCGUGGGGCUACCCUGGCACGCCCGCCCUGCUGCGUGCCCACAGCGUACGCGGGCAAGCUGCUCAUCACCCUGUCGGAGGAGCGCAUUAGCGCGCACCACGUGCCCAACAUGGUGGCAACCGAGUGCGGCUGCCGAUAA